AUGUAUAUUAGGAAUAGAAGGUGGGGUCAUUCUACGAUUGGUCGAAGAGUGAACAUAUUGCCCCUAAGGCGAGAUGCAUUAGAUAAUAUCAUUGGGGAGGGUAGAGAUAGAAAUUGCAUAUGGGAGUUAAGAAUGAAUUUGAAUGCAUUUGCAACUUUAUGUGAAUUGCUACAAGUUCAAGGUGGAUUAGACGAAGAUGGUCAUGUUGGCAUUGGCGAGCAAGUAGCUACUUUCUUAAUCAUAUUAGCUCACCAUACCAAAAAUCGCAGCAUACAGGUUAGGUUCUAUAGGUAUGGUGAAACUAUUAGUAGGUAUUUUCACAAGGUAUUGCGUUCGGUUUUGCGUGUCCAAAGUAUCUUAUUUGCAAAGGCAGACCCUGUAUCGGAAGAUUGUGUAGAUCCUAGAUGGAAAUGGUUCAAGGGUUGUCUAGGAGCAUUAGAUGGAACUUACAUAGAUGUCACAGUCCCGAAGAGUGAUAAAUCUAGAUAUCGGACGAGAAAAUCUAGAAUAUCCACCAAUCGGUGCUUUGGGUUGCUUAAGAAAAAAUGGGGAAUUCUACGAAGUCCCUCGUUCUAUCCUAUUAGAGUUCAAAGUCGCAUUAUUAUUGCUUGUUGUUUGUUACAAAACUUUAUUCGUAUGAACAUGGAUGUUGAUCCCAAAGAAGAUGCAACUCUUACGCCAGAACACAUACCUGUAGGAGAUGAUACUAUUGUUGAUGAAGGUGAAACAAUUGAUGUUGUGAAAAGUAGCCAAGAGUGGACUCAAUGGCGUGAGGACCUAGCAACCGAGAUGUGGAAAAUAUGGAGGGGAGAACGUGGCGAGUAGAAUUUUUAUCUUUGCCAGUUUUGUUAUGUUUGCAAUUGGCCUAGCCUAUAAAUUAUUGUAUUUGAAUUCAUUUUAGUUUUUUUCUUUGUGCAAUAUGUAUUUGCCAACUCAGAUUCAUAAUUUGUAUUCCAAUUAAACAUAUAAUUA
Messenger RNA from Arachis ipaensis, 972 nucleotides. RefSeq lists its product as uncharacterized. Lineage: Eukaryota; Viridiplantae; Streptophyta; Magnoliopsida; Fabales; Fabaceae. The record is from RefSeq and is a predicted model, not a curated record.